AUUUUGACUUGGAUAAUGUGGUUUGUUUUCCCUGUUCUUGGUGUGCUUCCGUUUGAGGUCGGACAAUUGAGAGAAGUGUCCAACAAGGUUCACAAUGGAGAAUUGAAGUUGUUUCUGGAAGUUGAGUGUGGAAUGGAUUCCCAUCCUAUUGCACCACCUGACAAGACAAAGGAUGAUAUAUUACUUUUCUUCAAGCUAUACGAUCCUGAAAAGGAGGAGCUGCGUUAUGUUGGACGGCUCUUUGUUAAGUGUACUGGCAAGCCCUCUGAAAUCUUAACGAAGCUAAAUGAAAUGGCUGGUUAUGAUCCCGAGGAAGAUAUUGCACUUUAUGAGGAAAUUAAGUUUGAACCAAAUGUCAUGUGUGAACCUAUUGACAAGAAAGCAACAUUUCGAGCAAGCCAGCUGGAGGAUGGUGAUAUUGUAUGCUUUCAGAAAGCUCCACCUGUGGAUGGUGAAGAGCAUUUCCGCUAUCCAGAUGUGCCCUCAUAUUUAGAAUAUGUGCACAAUCGCCAGGUGGUUCACUUUCGAUCUCUGGAUAGACCUAAGGAAGAUGACUUUUUCUUAGAGAUGUCAAGGCUUUAUACAUAUGAUGAUGUGGUGGAGAAAGUAGCGCAACAACUUGGUUUGGAUGAUCCAUCUAAAAUACGGCUUACCCCACAUAACUGCUACUCUCAGCAACCAAAACCCCAGCCAAUUAAGUACCGAGGGGUGGAACAUUUGUCUGAUAUGCUAGUUCACUACAAUCAGACCUCAGAUAUACUAUACUAUGAAGUACUUGAUAUCCCUCUACCAGAAUUACAAGGUUUGAAGACUCUGAAAGUUGCAUUUCAUUAUGCCACGAAGGAUGAAGUGGUUAGUCAUACCAUCAGACUUCCAAAGCAGAGUACUGUGGGGGAUGUCCUUGAUGAUCUUAAAACAAAGGUAGAGUUGUCCCAUCCUAAUGCCGAGCUUCGGUUGCUUGAAGUUUUCUAUCACAAGAUAUACAAGGUCUUCCCUCCAAAUGAAAAGAUCGAAAACAUCAAUGACCAAUACUGGACAUUACGAGCAGAGGAGGUAGGAAUCUCUUUCUGUGAGUUUGGGUUCAAUUCUGCAUUAUUCUACAACUUUGGGCUCGUGGCAAAGAUAGCAAAAGGCUACUCUGUAUAGGCAACUAAUGAAAUUAGCAAUUCAGAUGGUGUUUGCAGACUUAAGUUAUUGGUAUUUAAUUCUUUCUGUCAAUGGAGUACAUUGCUAUCAACACCUUCUGUAUCUGCCGAUCUCAGCGCAUUGAGCUUUUUACUGCUUCCGUUUUCUUAUGGAGGUUUUUCAAGUUGAGGUCAUUGAUCAUCAUCACUGAACUGUAUCAGUACAUAUGAUUUUUGGAUUAGUGAGUGUAUACAGGGUAUAGUUGGUUGACUUUUGGUCAUUUUCUUGAUUGCUUCCUGAUUUUGUUUAGUUAGAAGUGUCAAUCCGAGGGCUGCAUAAUGGUGUAACAAAGACAACUUAUAUUUAAUGUUGUAAAAAUGACUUGCCAGCCUCCAUAAAAUCUAUGCUAGCAUGGAAUUUUUACAAUUUCGUA
This is a messenger RNA of Lotus japonicus, 1558 nucleotides long. RefSeq names its product ubiquitin C-terminal hydrolase 13-like. The transcript is spliced from 12 exons. Bases 16 to 1146 code for a protein of 376 amino acids. NCBI's taxonomy places the organism in Eukaryota, Viridiplantae, Streptophyta, Magnoliopsida, Fabales, Fabaceae. The record is from RefSeq and is a predicted model, not a curated record.